This is a messenger RNA of Linum trigynum, 699 nucleotides long. The record is from the annotation of a GenBank genome assembly. Lineage: Eukaryota; Viridiplantae; Streptophyta; Magnoliopsida; Malpighiales; Linaceae.
AUGAUAGGUAAGCCGCUGUGGUUUGAUCAAUCGACAAGGCUGGGCAGAAGAAUGGGGUUCCCCAAAGUCUGUGUUGAAAUGUCAAUAGACUCGUCAUUUCCAACUUCUCUGAAACUGGUUCCCGGUCUUAAGCCGGCAUUUGAAGUCAGUCUGGAAUAUUGCAAUAGACCAGUUGGCUUUCAGAAGUGUCGAGUGUUUGGUCAUCAGUGUGAAACUGUUCAAGAGGCAAGGGUUGAGGAUUGCACUCCAGUCAUUGAGGGUGGGAGAAAUGAAGCUGGAAGCGCUGAUCAGGUGAAUUUGGAUUCGAUACUGGCUUCCAAGGGCAAAGCUCAGGAGUCUGCUGAGGCUGCCUGUCAUAACCUAAACCUGGCCGUUGCAAAUCUGGUCAAAUCGAUUGAGCAGGGAGUAUUAUCUGAAUGGCAUAGGGUGGGCUCUGUUGAACUGCCAUCAGAAGGUGAGUUGCAGAUAGCCAUGACAGAGAAAGUCACUUCACCAGCAAGGGAGGCAUCCAUUUCUCCUGUGGCUAACAGGUAUCAGAAUUUGGCAGUAGACACAUUUGAGGUAGGUAAUAUCCUGGUAAGUAGUCCAGUUACUCAAAAUCUGGAAGAUUUUCCUGUAUUAGAAGGUGGUGGAAAAGGGAAGGGUAAACAGGGUAAGAAGGGGCCAGAUAGGCCUGCGAAACCUAAACCUAAGAAAUGA